Molecule: messenger RNA, 261 nt
Organism: Mucor velutinosus
Lineage: Eukaryota; Fungi; Mucoromycota; Mucoromycetes; Mucorales; Mucoraceae
Exons: 3
Coding region: 1-261 (86 amino acids)
Biological process (GO): endonucleolytic cleavage in ITS1 to separate SSU-rRNA from 5.8S rRNA and LSU-rRNA from tricistronic rRNA transcript (SSU-rRNA, 5.8S rRNA, LSU-rRNA); endonucleolytic cleavage to generate mature 3'-end of SSU-rRNA from (SSU-rRNA, 5.8S rRNA, LSU-rRNA); translation
Cellular component (GO): cytosolic small ribosomal subunit; ribosome
Molecular function (GO): structural constituent of ribosome
Source: RefSeq, a predicted model, not a curated record
AUGGAGAACUCUGAAGGCCAAGUUAUCGAUCUUUACAUUCCUCGCAAGUGUUCUGCCACCAACCGUCUUAUCACUGCCAAGGAUCACGCUUCCGUUCAAAUCAACGUUGCUGAUGUUGAUGCUGAGGGUCGUGCUACCAACAGUUUCGCCACCUAUGCUUUCUGUGGUUUCCUUCGCAAGGAAGCUGAGUCUGACGAUGCCCUUAACCGUCUCUCUCAACAAGAUGGUUACUUGAAGAACGUCUUCUCUUACCAACAAUAA